AUGAGUGAAACUUCGGAAACACAGAAUAAAGAUAGUGGUUCUGUUAUAACUGAACAAGAGCGCGAGUUGGCUCAAAAUAUACUGUUGGAAUUUCGAAAAGGUUCCUACGCCUUGUGUUUAACAUAUUUAAAUAAAUUGGAGAGUCUACGACCUACUGAUCUUAAAGUUAUGCAUAACAAAGUUGUAGUGGAAUAUUAUAAAAGUGAUUUGAAGAAAACUGAGCUGACACGAAAGAGUUUAAAUGCUAUAUGUGGUCAAAUGUCAACGUCGGAUUCCAACGAGACUAUCGAUGACGUCGAGAAAUGUGUUAUGAGAUACAAUCAAGCCGUUUUGUUAUAUCAUAAUAAACAAUAUAAUGCUGCGCUUCAAAUUAUGACUAGGCUGUUUGCCUUUAUCGAGCCAAUGGAGGAAACUUUGGCACAUAAAGUGUGUCUGUUACUGAUAGAGUUAUACAUAGUAACGGAGCAACCAGAUGCAGCUCUGUCAAUACAAAAUUAUGUUGAGAGUCAAUUUAUAUCUACCGAUAGUUCCAAGAUAUCUGCUAUUGACAAGGAUGGAGUAAUAAAAUCUAUCAAAGAGCAAAAGGAGCCAAAGAAAGAUACAGUUGGUGAUACAGCGAUAGAUGCAUUCAAGAUUAAACUUUUGAAAUAUAAAGCGAGAAUAUAUCUCCUAACUCAUCAAUUAAAACUCUGUAAAAAAGAAUGGAAGACAUUAGUUUCAUUGGGCACAGUGAAUACAUCAACCAUUUUUUUGAAGGCUAAUUUGGAAUAUUUACGAGGAAAUUAUGAUAAAGCAAUGCAAUUUUUGAAUUCUAAAAUGAAAGAAAAUUUAGAUUUUAAAUUAUGUGGAGAAUCGUCAACUGUUUUGUUUUAUAACAAUAUGGCAUGUCUGCAUCUCGCAAUGGGCAAGCCAACUUUAGCUUGUUCUUAUCUUCAAAGAGCUUUGCGCGUGAAUGAUAGCGCUGUGAAGAGCAUGCAAGAUAAAGACAUUGAUUCUUCUCAACCAUUGUAUAUGCUUGGUGGCGAUAAACAUUCCGAGUUAAUGUACAAUUUGGGUGUAUCAUUUUUGUAUGCUGGUAAAGCGUCAAAAGCCUUUGACUGCUUUACAGAUGUAGCGCAGAGGGUAUGCAAUAAUCCGAAACUCUUACUUAGAAUGGCAGAAUGUUGUAUCUGCAAUCAUAAAUCUUCAAAUGAAGUCGAUUUCAAUAUUUCAAAAAGAUGUAAGGAUCUGGUACAGGAAGUUAUGGGUUCUGGUAUUCAUAAAAAAAUCAUAUUACCUACAUCUCUUUCAAAAGAUACUAAAUAUCAUUCAGAAGGCCUAUCCUAUGCAAUUCCACAACCAACAUUGGAAUUUGGAUAUUUAUGUCUGAAAAAUGCAUUAUUUUUACUUUCGAACAAUAAUGAGCCAAACGUACCUAUAACGGCUAUGGCGAAUUCAUUAUCAUUAACACCUGGUCAUAACUUAGGUAUUCAACAUGUAACGUUAACGUCACGAUCUACAGCUAUCGAAUCUUUUAAUUUAAAAAUUAGUGUUUUGGCUGCUAGCGCUUAUGUCUCUUUGUGUCUUGGAGAUUAUAUAUUUUCUCUCGAAUAUGCAAAAACUCUAUUAAGUUUUAACAAGUUACCUGGUGCAUACAAAAUGUUAGGCAACUUAUAUGCCGCUGAAAGUUUAAUAUUUAUGGACAAAAUAAGUGAAGCACUCGAAUAUCUGAAGCUUGAAAAUCUUCAAGAUUUAAAUACAUUUAUGUCUAUGUCAGAAAUUCAGGAGAAGGAUAAGGAAAAAGCGGAGGAAAUUAUGGUAAAGCCUGUAAAAGCUUGGUAUCCUACAACACUUUCUACAGGCAUUGCUGUGAUACAUUACAACUUGGCCGUAGCUUAUGCCAUACGAGGCGAACUAGAUAAAUCUGGAGAAAUCUUAAAACAAAUAUGGAUAUCAAAAGAACCAGAUUGUGGUAUACCUAUACAAGUGAUAAUGUUGGCCUUGUAUAUAGAGCUACAAUUAGGUCAUGCUGACGUUUCAAAAUCAAUAAUAAAACAACAUUGUCCACAAUAUCGUUAACAAUCAAAAUCACUUGAUUAACUUAUAUCGAUAUAUAAGCACAUAAGCAUUAAAGUAUUCUUAAUUUAUAAUAUAAGGAUAUUACUUUUUUAAUAUCUUUUUACGUUAUUAGAUUUCUAAUGACUAUUAUGAAAGAAAAACAAUUUUUCAAAUUGUACAAGUACUCUGCUUCGAAAUUUUACAAUCAAUUAAGAUGUUUUGGAUGGAAUUGCACACUUUACAAAAAAAACGUCUUUUUUCCUAAAAUUUUAUGUGUAAAUUAAUUAUUAUGAUUAUUUGAUAAUUUUUAGUAAUAUAUAAAUCAAGAUAAAUUCAUAAAUAAGUAAAUAUUUUAUGGAAAUUAUAGUUUAUUGUAUUUUCUAUUUUAUGUCGGAAGAUGUUAAUGAAAUGAGUAUAUUCCAUGAAAUAUUUAUCUUUGAAUAGUCACGCUGUAAGUUUUUAUAUACAAGAAAAUGAUGACUACAUAAAAGAUUAUAUUAAAGUUUUUUUAAUGUGAAAUUCAUAUACCUAUACUGGUACUUAUUGAAAUGUUAGAAAAAUAUCAAUAUGUACAAGCGA
Molecule: messenger RNA, 2616 nt
Organism: Monomorium pharaonis (pharaoh ant)
Lineage: Eukaryota; Metazoa; Arthropoda; Insecta; Hymenoptera; Formicidae
Gene: Not10
Product: CCR4-NOT transcription complex subunit 10
Exons: 10
Coding region: 1-2058 (685 amino acids)
Biological process (GO): mRNA catabolic process; negative regulation of translation
Cellular component (GO): CCR4-NOT complex
Molecular function (GO): protein binding
Source: RefSeq, a predicted model, not a curated record